GACCUACUUAUAUGCCAUUCCGGAAUGACUCAAAGGCAAUCCCCCUCGUCGCACGGCAGCGAAAAGACGUGUAUAGACAUUGGGCUGCAACGCGAUAGCCUCUAUUCUACUCGGAUAGGGUGGGUUGCCUCUUUUAGUUGAUUGUAUUGUUAUGAGAACGGGUGUCCUCCUAAAAUCGCCUGCUCGUUAAAUAGAGAGGCCUCUGGCUAGACAGACAAACAAACAGGCGUCGUUUCCUCCAGCCACACUCAGCAGCCGCCCCGGUCGGUUUGAUUAUUCUGAGGCACGUAUGGCCGAGGCUAGGUUCGACCGUGCUAGAGUGCUAUCUGGAGGCAUCAUGGUCGGUGCUGCCAUGCUCCUACCAGCUUUCCAGCACGAAGAGGCCUUUUACCGAUACCUCAUUUUAUGGCUCUUCGGGAUCUCUACACUCGUCCACAAUGCUCUUAUUUGGGAGGCCGUCGUCAAUUACUUUUUCUUGGCCCUGGCUACGACCGUUGCAGUUAUCUUCAUCACGAUACCGCAUUCCAACGUCUCGGUAUCUUUCCUGCUCGGCCGUGCUCCCCUCUUAAUAGCUCUAAUGAGUUUAUUUGUUGAUGAUUGUUCAAGGCGCUUCAACCAAAAUAGUCACCACAGGAAAAAAGCACGAGACCCAAAACUGAUACCUCCUGGCGCUGAAAGUGAUGUGGAUGGACACUCGUUCUUCAUGCUUGGCCCCCAUGACGAGCUAUUUUCUCACAUGAAUGGCGGCGAGAUGCGACAAUAUAACGCGCCGAGUCAGCACUCAUCGGAGAUAUCUCUAUCAAAUCUUGGACCCGGACGGUUGCCGUCGUCAUGCGGUAGUAUGAUACGCGAUUUCUGGCGCGAUGACCUCAAUGGGUGUAAAAAGGAGGAAGGGCAAGGUGAAAAAAGCCCGGAUCUUAAUAAGGCUGUUUCGUUUUGGUGAUAUGUAGUCUGCCUCAAAAGCAGGCUAGAAUAGCCUGAGAGUUCGUUCCGUUCCGUUUCGUUUCAUUUCCUUGUAUACUAGUAGAGAAUACUUGGAGAAUACUGGCUAACACUGUAGAGCCUCGGAGUUCUGCGGUUAUUUUACCAAGGUCCAAGGACAGUGUUAUGAAGCCAGUAUCAAGGGAAGACAUAUAUAUAUGUCGGUUAACAUUAUCAUAUUAUAGGGUGACAUUCGGUUUCUAGUUCCUCAUGCUCAUACGAGAAGAGGCGAAUGCGGAAUAUCAAUAUUAUUUUCGUUCCCGGACGGGCGAGAAUUGUUAAAUAGUUGCUGGAUUACUUAGCGCCUGAACAUCAUAGUCCACUUACCUAACUAUUGAAUUGCUUUUCCACUUGGACUGUGACUACGGAUGACUGGAACAUGGAAGUAAUUGUAGAACUAAAAGGAAAAGGAAAGUUGACUAUGGUGGUAGGUUUGACGUCAGUCGCUUCGGAUGGUAUUGUUGGAUGUGAUUGUUGGAUGUGAUUAUGGUCAGUGCAACCUUGGACUCUGUUUGAACUUUGAAGGUGUUUGAUUGGUGGAGAAUAAAGUGACGUUGGUAGAGCAACUUUUUAUCGGAUCUCGAUAAAACUCGAGGUCCACUACAUAUAGUUCGUACGUAAUGUUCCUUCCCGAUAGGAUCCAAGAUUUCGGGUUAG
Messenger RNA from Daldinia loculata, 1638 nucleotides. RefSeq lists its product as uncharacterized. The record is from RefSeq and is a predicted model, not a curated record. Bases 290 to 943 code for a protein of 217 amino acids. The transcript has 4 exons. NCBI's taxonomy places the organism in Eukaryota, Fungi, Ascomycota, Sordariomycetes, Xylariales, Hypoxylaceae.